UGGGUGUCUAUGGUUUGGUAUGUUAUAAUUUGAGGUUUCAGUCUAAUUUGUUAGGGUUUUCAAUCAUCUCAAUGGCGAGUGCAAGUGGCGAUCCAGGGUCGACUUCCUUGAACUCCAACGAUGAAGAAGAGAUGAAUAUAUUCUUGAAAGUCAUGAAAACAGUGGCCUUCAAGGUGAAGAGGUCGGAGAGAAUUAAAGAUGUUAAAGCUAAGUUCCAGGACAAGGUAGGCAUUCCGGGUAAUGUUCAAGGUCUCUUCUUUGCUGGAAAUGAACUAAAGGACACCCAAACAUUGGUAGAUUAUGCUAUCCAGAAGAACUCAACCCUCCAUCUGUUUCUUCAAGCUGCCGUCGUUGGAAUGAAAUUGUUUGUCAGGCUUCCACCAAACCAGAGAACCAUAGCACUUGAAGCAGACACAAGGGAUUCUGUCCAAAAGAUCAAGGCCAUGAUUCAGGAUGAGGAGGGGAUCUCACAGAACUCUUUUACACUAAUCUAUUCUGGAAGAAAACUUGAAGAUAGCUGGACUCUGGCUGCUAACAACAUCCAGAAUGAAGCAACUGUGCAAGUGGUUUUCAAUCCAAGAGAUGUGAUGAUAUUACAUGUAGAAAUACCAUGUGCACAGACCAUGAGGCUUGAAGUGAAGAUGUUGUACACCAUCCAUGAUGUCAAAUCGAUAAUCGAGUGCAUGAGUGGCAUCCCUAUUUACCAACAGAAGCUUAUUUAUGCUGGACAACAGCUUGUGGAUCGCCAGACUUUGGCUCAUUAUAACAUCACUGAAGACUCUGUAAUAGAGAUGUUACCUCCCUCAUUUCAGAUAUUUGUCAAGACAUGGAGUGGAAAGACCAUAACACUUGAUGUUGAGAGUUCUAAUACUGUUGGGGAUGUUACAGCAAAGAUUAAUCAAAAGCUUAGGUUUUCAAGCGCGCAGCAGCGCCUUCAAUUUGCUGGAAGAAUGCUUGAGGACGGUGCAAGCCUGGGUAGCUACAUGAUCCAGAAGGAUUCCACUCUAAAUCUCGUUUUGUCACCUGCACUAAAAAUAACCAUUUAUGUCAAGGCAUCAAACUCGAGGCUCGGGAGCCCCAUGCCAUUUCUGGUAGAUCGCUUAAAUACUGUGCGUGAAGUGAAGGCUAUGAUCCGAGUCAGCAUGGGAGUUGUACCAACUAAGCUCUUCCAUGAAGGAUUGAAACUAAGAGAUUCAUUUAAUCUGGCAGACUGUGGGAUUCAUAACUUCUCAAUACUAGAAUUUCAUUCUGUGAAGUCUUAGUGAGGAUUCCUGCGGUCUCCUGCUGUCCUCUUUGGUUCCCAUCUUUUGUUUCAUCAGCAGAUGCCGGUAAUAGACCCACUCACUCCCUAGUCCCAACAAAAGCUAGAAUAUGUUUGUGGGCAUUUUGGCUAGCAACAUGGAUCAUCAUUGGAGGUUGCAGCUUUCUGUUGAAAAGUAUUUUGUCAAUAGCUAUUAUGUGUACUUGUAAAUAGGAGGAAACCUGUACUGAAUGUGGUGGCUCAUAGGAUCUCCCUGACCAUGUCACCUUCUGGUUAAGCUUCUCUUGUCUGUCUCAGCUGUGGUUUUAUGGGAAAACACUGACCUUUGGACUACAUUAGACUUUUUUCGUUUAUGGCAAUGCUGCUUGUUUCUUGGA
Molecule: messenger RNA, 1638 nt
Organism: Macadamia integrifolia
Lineage: Eukaryota; Viridiplantae; Streptophyta; Magnoliopsida; Proteales; Proteaceae
Product: polyubiquitin-like
Exons: 2
Coding region: 72-1262 (396 amino acids)
Biological process (GO): modification-dependent protein catabolic process; protein ubiquitination
Cellular component (GO): nucleus; cytoplasm
Molecular function (GO): ubiquitin protein ligase binding; protein tag activity
Source: RefSeq, a predicted model, not a curated record